GGGUGACAGUUGAGGAUGGCCGGAGCGGAGGGUCCCUCCAGGCGGCAGUCGGAGCUGGAGCCCGUGGUAUGGCUGGUCGAUGUCCUGGAGGAGGACGAGGAGUUGGAGAAGGAGGCAUGCGCCGUCCUGGGUGGCAGUGACUCCGAGAAGUGCUCCUACUCGCAGGGCUCCAUAAAGAGACAAGCACUAUAUGCCUGUGGUACCUGCACCCCCAAGGGAGAAGAACCAGCAGGAAUUUGCCUAGCUUGCAGUUAUGAGUGUCAUGGAAGUCAUAAACUAUUUGAGCUAUAUACAAAAAGAAAUUUUCAUUGUGAUUGUGGAAACAGCAAGUUUAAAAAUUUGGAAUGCAAAUUAUUUCCUGACAAAGCAAAGAUAAAUUCUGGCAAUAAGUAUAAUGACAACUUUUUUGGAUUGUAUUGCAUUUGUAAGAGACCUUAUCCUGAUCCUGAUGAUGAGAUUCCAGAUGAGAUGAUCCAGUGCGUAGUCUGUGAAGACUGGUUCCAUGGAAGGCAUCUUGGUGCCAUGACCCCCGAGAGUGGGGAUUUCCAGGAGAUGGUGUGCCAGGCCUGUAUGAAGCGCUGCUCUUUCUUGUGUGUAGCUUACACUGCACAAUUGGCAGUAACAAAAGUAUCUGCUGAGGAUGAUGGGUUGGUGCUGAAUGUCGAUGGAAUAGGUGAUGAGGAAGUUACCAAACCUGAAAAUGGAGAUCAUCAUGAUAGUCCCCUCAAAGAGGAUGUUCUAGAACAUGCAAACGAUGCUGUCAAGGCAGUUAAAGCAGAGCAGACUGAUGAACCAUGUGCCAGCUCUAGUUCUGAGUCUGAUCUCCAGACAGUGUUUAAGAAUCAACAUCUCAAUACAGAAUCACAGACUGGCUGCAAACUUCAGGAGCUUAAAGCCAAGCAUUUUAUAAAGAAAGACACUGCCACCUUUUGGCCCCUGAACUGGCGUAGCAAGUUAUGUACCUGCAAAGACUGUAUGAAAAUGUAUGGCGAUCUAGAUGUCCUGUUCCUGACAGAUGAAUAUGACACAGUUCUGGCUUAUGAAAACAGGGGCAAGGUUGACCAGGUGGCUGGCAGGACAGAUCCUUUAAUGGACACCCUUAGCAGCAUGAACAGAGUCCAGCAAGUGGAACUCAUUUGUGAAUAUAAUGACUUGAAGACUGAACUUAAAGACUAUCUGAAGAGAUUUGCUGAUGAAGGCACGGUUGUAAAGAGAGAGGACGUCCAACAGUUCUUUGAAGAGUUUCAGUCCAAAAAGAGAAGAAGGGUGGAUGGGAUGAAGUAUUAUUGCAGCGAGACUGGAGUACGGCACCUUCUCAGCCAGGCGCCUUGUCAGCCAGGUGCCGGAAAUGCCACUUACUGAUCCACGAAUAAAAGA
Messenger RNA from Myotis myotis, 1377 nucleotides. Its product is annotated as putative E3 ubiquitin-protein ligase UBR7. Gene Ontology annotation, molecular function: ubiquitin protein ligase activity; zinc ion binding. The record is from RefSeq and is a predicted model, not a curated record. Gene Ontology annotation, cellular component: cytoplasm. NCBI's taxonomy places the organism in Eukaryota, Metazoa, Chordata, Mammalia, Chiroptera, Vespertilionidae.